Messenger RNA from Agelaius phoeniceus (red-winged blackbird), 1580 nucleotides. The record is from RefSeq and is a predicted model, not a curated record. NCBI's taxonomy places the organism in Eukaryota, Metazoa, Chordata, Aves, Passeriformes, Icteridae.
AGGAGAGGAAGGAGGAGAGGGAGGAGGAGAGGUCUCUCCUGGCAGAGCAGAGUGAGGGUUGUGCCAGUGGGGUGCCAGAGGAAGAGGAGAUGGGAGGCAGAGCUGAGGUUCCUGGGGAGAGCACCUUGUAUGCACCAGGAGCCAGCUGUGAACCUGUGUUCCUGGGGGGCAGCAUGGGCAAUGUUCCAGGGCUCCCAGGGGGGAGCACUCCACAGCAGGGCACGGGCAGCCCAUCCCAGCUCCCGCCUGCCAUGGAGGAGAGCACUGCUGGUGCUGGGGAUCCCAGAGGGGAGGGUGACCUGGUGCCUGCUGUAGUGGAAGCAGGCAGCACUUCUGCCUGCACAGAUAGCAGUGCUGGAUCUGAGAGCAGCCCGUGGGAGGGAGCACCUCUGGAAAGCUGUGAGCCCCCAGUGCUCCUAGAGCAGCUGUGCCAUGGUAUAGAGGGGAUCUCACCUGCAUCCUGGGCCAAGGAGCUGGCAAAGCCAGAUGAGGAUGUGGGCUCGCUGCAGAAGCACCAGGAGGCUGAGAAAGAAGAGAGAGGUCUCCACAGCAGCUCCCCUACGGAAGGACAGACCAGUGCCAGUGCUGAAACCCUGAGCCAGACCAGCCCAGGUGCUGAGGAGAGCUGGGAUGUGCUGUUCAACGAUGAUGGGGACUGCCUGGACCCACGCCUGCUGGAGGAGCUCUCAGGGGGUGAGAAGCACCAGGAGAGCCAGCAGUCACCCCGCUUCAACUACUAUCGGGCCGAACCUGCUGCUCCAGACAUCAGCGACGAUGAGCUGCCGCACGUCAUCGAGAUCUACGACUUCCCCGCGGAUUUCCGCACCGAGGAUCUGAUGCGUGUCUUCUGCAGCUAUCAGAAAAAAGGCUUUGAUAUUAAAUGGGUGGAUGAUACGCACGCCCUGGGCAUCUUCUCCAGCCCCAUAACAGCACGUGAUGCCCUCAGCACCAAGCACCUGAUGGUGAAGACGCGCCCACUGUCCCAAGGCACCCGCGCCUCUAAAGCCAAAGCCAGGGCAUUUGCUGAGUACCUGCAGCCAGCCAAGGAGCGCCCUGAAACAUCAGCUGUCCUGGCCAGGCGGCUGGUGAUCGGUGCCCUGGGGGUACGGAGCAAGCAGACACCAGCCCAGCGAGAUGCAGAGAGGAGGAAGUUGCAAGAGGCUCAAGAGAGGAAGCGCCUGGAGAACAAGCAGCGGGAGGAUGCCUGGGAGGGCCGGGACUGAGCCAGGAGGCUGCACUUUCAGCCCAUGUCCCUCUCUGCAGGCGGGCAGAGCACUCAGCGUCUCAGAGCUGGGACAGAUUCUGCACUGUGUCCAAAAGCACUGGGCUGCUUCACCGAGAGGGCUGAGCAGCAUGCAGGCUGGUUGGUGCUGUGGGGAUGCUGUUGCUGUCAGGCAGCACUGCCCACCCUGCCCAGGGCAGAACCCCCAAGGCUGCCAGCCACAGCAGGAGCAGCACCAGGAUGCAGGGAGCUCAGCAGAGAGCAUGGGGGGCUGUGUGAGGUGGCCCUGGCCACCUGGAAGGGCCUUGUGAGUGAGAGUUUCUGUCCUUUAUUUUGCUAAUAAAUGCCAUUUAUUUUA